Molecule: messenger RNA, 981 nt
Organism: Habropoda laboriosa
Lineage: Eukaryota; Metazoa; Arthropoda; Insecta; Hymenoptera; Apidae
Product: ankyrin repeat domain-containing protein SOWAHC
Exons: 7
Coding region: 1-981 (326 amino acids)
Molecular function (GO): protein binding
Source: RefSeq, a predicted model, not a curated record
AUGGCGACGCCCAGUGAGCUGUCUCUCGAAGAGAUUCGCCAAUAUAUAUUGGAAAACGGGGGUACUGCCCGCAAUCACGACGUGGUGAAGCACUUCAAGAAGUUCCUCACGGAUCCGGAAACUCGAGUGGGAGCACGGAAUCGUUUCAAGGAAUAUGUAAACACCCUGGCAACUAUAAAGAACGAAGAGGGUGAGAAAUAUUUGGUUUUGAAGAAGAAGUAUCGCCAGAAUCCCGUCGAACCAUUGUCCACGGAACAAAUCGGAUCACCGAUCGUCACUCCUGACCUAGCCACCCCGGUUUCUCCUUUACGUGUUCCACCACCUUACCGACCCCCACCUCCCGCCCCCCUCAGUCCUCCGGGGAAUAACUCGAACACGCACCGCGAGGAGUCGUGUUCGAAUUUCACCCGCGACGAGGCCUGUAUCAAUGCGCGGAAAAAUGGCGUUGAACGUGUCGAGACCGGAUUUUCAACGUCGUCGCCUCCCGUGCCGCCUCGCCGUAAAAGUCAAGAUAAGAUCAAGAUCGAGAAUAAGGAGAACGUCGACAGGAAUAGGGGAGGAUCAGAGGCGGUUAUCAAGGAAGAUGAGGCUGUCGCGGCGAAUCCGGGCUCAACCGAGCAAUUAAGCUUCCGCGAGCGGAUGCAACGUUUCAACCGGAUGGCCAGCGAGACCGAUCUCCAAGGCAGGCCUAAUGGUUCUGUAACACCUACUAAAAAGCGAUCAGACAAGGGCGCCGAAGAGGAUGACAGCGCUUCCGUUGCCUCGCAACUGGACGGGAAGUCACGGGAGUGGUUGGUCAGAGCGGCGCAAGGGGAUUAUCAGGCAUUGGCGAAACUGGCCGCGGAAGAACCUCGACUCACCAGGCUCAAGACGGCGUUGCACUGGGCGGCUAAGCACGGGGACGAGGACAUCGUGAAGCUGAUCGCGGGUACCUACAAGGAGUACAUCAAGAGCGUUAAUGAGACGACGGUGAGUGCAUAA